Trichomonas vaginalis G3 is the source of this 1173-nucleotide messenger RNA. Its product is annotated as actin 3 family. The coding region runs from base 1 to 1173 and encodes 390 amino acids. Gene Ontology annotation, biological process: Arp2/3 complex-mediated actin nucleation. The transcript has a single exon. Gene Ontology annotation, molecular function: actin filament binding. Gene Ontology annotation, cellular component: Arp2/3 protein complex; actin cortical patch. Lineage: Eukaryota; Parabasalia; Trichomonadida; Trichomonadidae. The record is from RefSeq and is a predicted model, not a curated record.
AUGUCAACUACACCUGUCGUCCUCGAUCUUGGUACAGGCUACCUCAAGGCUGGCUUAUCAUCACGCCAAAUUCCAGAUUUUGUCCUUCAGAACACCGUUGGACGUCCAAUUCUUCGCAGUGAUGAGUCAUUCAGUAAAGCAAAGCUUAAAGACAUUAUGGUUUGCGACGAAACAUAUCCAGUUCGCCAGUAUCUUGAUCUUACAUUGCCAGUUGAGCACGGCAUUGUCAAGAACUGGGAGGACGAAGCACUUGUUCUUGAUUACGUUUUCAAAGAGAAGCUGAAGAUCCGCAACGAGGACCACCCACUUCUCAUCACAGAAGCUCCACUCAAUCCAAAGGACAACCGCAAGAAGAUGUGCGAAAUUUUCUUCGAGCAGUUCAACUUCCCACGCCUUCAGGUUUGCCCACAAGCACUUCUUGUUCUUUACGCACAGGGUCUUAUGACCGGUGUUGUCGUCGACUCUGGUGAUGGUGUCACACAUAUCAUGCCAAUUGCCGAGAACUACAUUCUUUCACACCUUACAGGCCGUAUGGAUAUUUCCGGUCGUGAUGUCACAGAGCAGCUUGUCAAGCUUCUCACACUUCGUGGCUACACCUUCCACAAGACUUCCGACUUCGACGUUGUCCGUGAGAUCAAGGAGCAACUUUGCUUCAUCUCCGCCGAUAUCGAUGUUGAUCGUAAGAUUGCUAAUGAGACUACAACAUUUGUUGUUCCAUACAAGCUUAACGACGGCCGUAUUGUCAAAGUCUCCGGUGAGCGUUUCGAAGCACCCGAAAUUUUGUUCCAGCCAGAUCUCAUUGGUCUUGAAUGCAAGGGCCUCAGUGAUCUUCUUUUCGACACAAUCAUGAAAGCAGAUAUCAACCUCCGCCGCAACUUGUUCGAGAGCAUUGUUGUUUCCGGUGGUACCACAAUGUUCCCAGGUCUUUCUGAGCGUCUUCAGAACGACCUCAAGAAGAGUGUUCUCACCAAAGUCCUCGGCGGCAACUCUAAAUCUCUUGAGUCAUACAAGAUCAACGUCGAAGAUCCACCAAACAGACGCUACCUUGUUUAUCUUGGUGCUACUAUCCUUGCCAACCUUACAGAGAACAAGAGCCAGCAGUGGGCUACUAAGCAAGACUACAACGAGAUUGGUGUUGACCGCAUCAUCGCGAAGUGGGGCAGUGCUCAGUAA